GCGCGUCAGUCCUGCUCUGUUGUCAGUUUACAGCUCGUCAGCUCCGGGUCCAGUCAGGCACCUGCAGCCCUUUCACCGGCCGGCGGAGGAACACCAGAGGACGGCGGAGACAUGGUUCUGCUGACGAUGAUCGCCCGGCUGGCGGACGGCCUGCCGCUGGCCGCCUCCAUGCAGGAGGACGAGCAGAUGGGUCGGGACCUCCAGCAGUAUCAGAGUCAAGCUAAGCAGCUCUUCAGGAAGCUCAAUGACCAGAGUCCCACACGCUGCACUUUAGAGGCUGGUGCCAUGGCAUUUCACUAUUUUAUAGAGAAAGGAGUUGUCUACCUUGUGCUUUGUGAAGCCAGUUUCCCCAAGAAGCUGGCCUUUGCUUAUAUAGAAGACCUGCAGGCAGAGUUUCAUGAGCAGCAUGGGAAGAAGGUUCCCACAGUAUCCCGGCCGUACUCCUUCAUCGAAUUUGACACGUACAUCCAAAAAACCAAGAAGUCCUACAUUGACAGUCGAGCGAGAAGGAAUCUAGGCAACAUCAACACAGAGCUCCAGGACGUGCAGCGGAUCAUGGUGGCGAACAUCGAGGAGGUGCUGCAGAGAGGAGAAGCUCUCUCUGCCCUCGACUCCAAGGCCAGCAACCUGUCCUCCGUGUCGAAGAAGUACAGGAGCGACGCCAAGUAUCUGAACACCCGCUCCACCUAUGCCAAGCUGGCGGCCGGUGGUGUCUUUUUCAUCAUGCUCAUCGUCUAUGUACGCUUCUGGUGGCUCUGAGAGAGAAAUAGAGAAAGAAAGAGAAAAAAAGAGGAAGGAAGUGUUGAAUUUUCUCCAGACGCAAAGAAAAGCCAUCGCCUUUGCCUAAAAACAGGAUCCCUGCUCUUAAUAAGACUUUACAGACCUACCCUCAUCCAUUCUCUUCUCGCAUGUCCAUGGAUGUGUUAUCCGAAUAUACAUAAUCUCAUAAUACAUAGUUGUAUUAUUAAUAAUUAUAUUGAGUUUGUGUGCAGGAACGAAGGAAAUUGUUUUGUGAGAUUACAAAGCUGUACUAUACCAGGAGUGACUGAUUAAACCACGUAUACUGCAUAAUAAUACAGUGAAGAGAAAUCAACAACCCACCUUGUUUUUAUCCUGAGCAAAACAAAUAGUAGUAGUAAUAUAUAUAUAUAUAUACUAUAACAUAUAGUAUGUGCUAUAGCUACAGAUAUUUGGAAAUCCAAAUCCUCGGUUAGUUUAAUAGGCCCAGUGACAACAUACAAAAAGUUAAAUAAACUUAAUUAUAAAUGCUGUGUAAGCCUUGCAAAAGCUGUUUCACUUGUGUCUACUGGACGAACAUUGUUAGCGGGGGGAAAGGUAAUGAUACUAAGAACAGGAGGAGAGUGAUGCAUUCUGUUUAUUUGUAAAGUGAGAGGAGUUAUUUGGUUAACAGGGGAGGGUCAUUUAAGUUUUAAUCAGCACAAAUGUAUAUUCCAGGCUUCCCUUGUAAGUUGAUUGUUAAUAAAAAAAGAAAGAAAGAAGAAGGCUUAAAGUAGGUGGAGAUGAUGGUUUAGUGUGUGUGUGUGUCACGGUGGAUCAUUAAGAUGCCUGUCUGAUAUGGACAAAGAGGGACCCAAAGAUAAUCCUGUGGAGGUUUUGCUGUUUGUAAAGAGUUUAAUGUAACAUUCAGCCCCCACCUCCCGCGCUCCAGUCAUUUUCACAGAGUCCCUAACCAGAUCACCCUGAACCCUGUGUCCACUGUAUGUGACCACACUCCCUUUACGCUCCCCUUACAUUGUGACUGUCGAUCAGCACCUUUCUGUAACCAGACAUAAAAAAGGAAAAUGUAUUUGCUGUCUGGUUGGGUCCUUUUAUUUCGUAUGAAGUUUACACACUUGACUUGAGGGGUUCUUGAAACUGCUGUUUCCUCUCUGCUGGGACGGACAUCUUCACUUUCUCUGUAUUGUAUGUUAUCCACGAAUAAAAUAAUUUGUUAGAUGAA
Molecule: messenger RNA, 1960 nt
Organism: Pleuronectes platessa (European plaice)
Lineage: Eukaryota; Metazoa; Chordata; Actinopteri; Pleuronectiformes; Pleuronectidae
Gene: sec22bb
Product: SEC22 homolog B, vesicle trafficking protein b
Exons: 5
Coding region: 112-759 (215 amino acids)
Biological process (GO): retrograde vesicle-mediated transport, Golgi to endoplasmic reticulum; vesicle fusion with Golgi apparatus; endoplasmic reticulum to Golgi vesicle-mediated transport
Cellular component (GO): endoplasmic reticulum-Golgi intermediate compartment; SNARE complex; endoplasmic reticulum membrane
Molecular function (GO): SNAP receptor activity
Source: RefSeq, a predicted model, not a curated record